AUGGGAGCAACAAGAGCUAAGGAGGCUUGGGACAUUCUCCAAGAAGAAUUUCAAGGAGAUAAAAAGGUAAGAGCCAUCAAACUCCAAAUUCUUAGAAGAGAUUUUGAAAAUAUGAGAAUGAAAGAAAAUGAAAGUGUGAAAGAUUAUUCCACUAGAUUUUUGGAGUUGGUAAAUCAAAUGAAAGCUUAUGGUGAAAAUAUGAUUGAUCGUAGAAUUGUGGAAAAAAUAUUGAUAAGCUUGCAUGAAAAAUUUGAUCCUAUGGUGGGUGUAAUUGAAGAAACAAAAGACCUCUUUAGUUUAGGUGUCCAAGAGUUGUUGGGUUCAUUGAAAUCUCAUGAGCAAAGAGAGCAUUAUGUCAUGAACAAGGUGAAGGGGACUCAACUAGAGGAGGUAGAAGUUUUAGAGCAAGAGGAAGAGGAAGAAGUCCAAGAGGAAGAGGUAGAGGAUUGUAGAUUCUUGAAGAACAAUCAACAAGCUAAUUUCACUGAGGAGAAAGAAAGUGAAGGGAACUUGUUCUAUGCUUGUCAACAUGUUUCCAAGAAGAAAAAUGAUGCAUGGUUCUUAAGUAGUGGUUGUAGCAAUCACAUGAUACCGGAGAAGGAAAUUUUCCUUCACAUAGACACUUCAUUCCAUUCUAAAGUGAAGAUGGAAAAUGGUGCUUUGGUAGAUGUUAAAGGGAAAGGCAAUGUUGGAGUUGAAACCAAGAGAGGGCUGAAGAAAAUUCGUGAAGUUUUAUUUGUUCUGGAGCUUGAUCAAAACUUGCUUAGCAUUAGACAACUUAUGGAGCAUGAUUAUGUUCUUCAUUUUGAAGGCCGUACUUGUACAGUUUAUGAUGAAGGAAGAGAAAAAUUGGUUGUGGUUGAAGUUAAAAUGGCUCCAAAUAGAAGUUUUCCACUCACUUUCAAAUAUGCCAAAGACAUGGCUUUAAAAGCUAGUGUAAUUGAUGAAUCAUGGUUGUGGCAUAAAAGAUUUGGUCAUCUGAAUUUUCAUAGUCUCAAGCUACUACAUUAG
This is a messenger RNA of Corylus avellana, 1011 nucleotides long. The record is from RefSeq and is a predicted model, not a curated record. Lineage: Eukaryota; Viridiplantae; Streptophyta; Magnoliopsida; Fagales; Betulaceae.